AUGAUAUCGUGUCCGCCGUUGUCUGCCACAUCUCAUUUUACCACCCAGAAUGGAACAGUGUAUUUGGGAUCUGGAUUCAUUCAUGAGGCUUUGCAGAGAGCCAGAGAACUGACAGAUGCUGCGUACGCUAACACCAAUGACAGGGUGAAGAUGUCUGUAUCAGACGGUUCUGUCCGACCUAAUGACCUGCUGGCCCUGUUCAAACAGACCGGCCCUAAAACCAGAACCCACAUCAGAUCUGCAGAGUUUCUGGACAACACAGUAGAACUGAUACGAGAGAUGGUGUACACACACACCAUGGACAAGCCCGAACUCACCGAGUUUUUAAGUGCAGAAGACAUGGAGACUAUACUCCAGGUAACAGCCUGCUCCUCAGAAACAUUGAGACCUGUGUGUAAAUCUGACUGUCUGUCAAAACGUUACCGUACCAUCACAGGACACUGUAACAACAGAGAGAACCCUCUGUGGGGAGCAGCAAACACUCCCUACACUCGUUGGCUCUCACCAGAGUACGAGGACCCCCGAGGGGCCCCUAGGGGCUGGAACCCACAACACACAUACCACAACUACACUCUGCCACCUGUACGCAGUGUGUCUCAGGAAGUGUUGUAUACUCAUAAUGACAACAUCUCUCUGGACGUGUCUCUAUCUCAUCUGCUGGUCGAGUGGGGUCAGUGGAUAGAUCAUGACCUGACAUUGACCCCUCAGAGUCCCAGCACUGCAGCCUUUAAAACUGGAGCUGACUGCACGCGUACCUGCAGCAGGGACACACCGUGUUUCCCAAUACAGAUACCCCUGUCCGACCCACGCACAGGUACUCAAAGCUGCAUGCCGUUUUUCCGUUCUGCUCCCAGUUGUACGGGUGGCUCUGUUCCGUUCGGUCGCCGGGAGCAACUAAAUGCCAUCACGGCAUUCGUGGACGCCAGCAUGGUGUACGGGAGCUCGGACACGCUCGCCAUCGCCCUGCGGAACCUCUCGUCUCCUCACGGCCUGCUUGCCGUCAACGAGUUUCACACAGACCAGGGACUCGGCUUCAUGCCCUACCUGCCCCGCACGCAGCCUCACCUGGAUCCCUGCGGCCCACGAGAGGGGCUCCACCCCAUUUCGCCACUAGAGACAGCAGACAAGCAGAACACAGCCAUGGGGAACAGAUCAUUCUGCUUCCAACCAGCGUCUUUAAUAAAUACUGUUUUUGUGGGUGUCUCAGGUGAUUCUAGGGCCAAUGAACACUUGGGUAUGAUUGCUCUGCACACGCUCUUUCUGAGAGAACACAACCGACUGGCUGAGGAACUUCACAAACUCAAUCCUCAUUGGAGCCCUGACACACUGUAUCAGGAAGCCAAGAAGAUACUGGGAGCGGUCCACCAGGUCCUGACAUGGGAUCACUAUUUGCCGCACGUCCUGGGUCGCAGUGCUAACCAAGUCCUCAUGCCCCCGUACAAAGGUUAUGACCCCAACGCUGACCCCAGCAUCUCCAACAUUUUCUCCACCGCUGCCUUCCGGUUUGCGCAUGUGACGGUGCACCCUGUUGUAAACCGCCUCGGACCUGAUUACCGGUUGAACCCUGAGCACCCGGCUCUGCCAUUACAUCACUCCCUGUUUGCAUCCUGGAGGGUGGUGCAAGAGGGUGGUAUAGAUCCUGUGCUGCGUGGUUUGCUCUUGUCACCAGCAAAACUACAAACAGCAGAUCAGAUGAUGGUGGAGGAGCUAACAGAGAGACUCUUUCAGGCUCAAGGGGGUUUGCCACUCGACCUGGGUGCUUUAAACCUGCAGAGGGGGCGAGAUCACGGCCUACAAGGUUACUGUUCCUGGAGAGAACUGUGCGCUCUCUCCACUCCUACAAAUGAGUCUGAUUUAGCAGGGAUUAUGGGUAAUGUAGUCCUGGCCAAGAAGCUACUGCAUCUGUAUGGAACAGUGAAGAACAUAGACGUAUGGGUGGGAGCCAUCUCAGAGCCCGCUUUGCCCGGUGGCCGUGUGGGGCCGCUGCUCGCAUGCCUGAUUGCCAAACAGUUCAAAGCGCUCAGAGAUGGUGACAGGUUCUGGUGGCAGAAUGAGGGUGUGUUUAGCCCGGCCCAGAGAAACACUCUCCGUACCGCAUCUCUGUCUCGCAUCAUCUGUGACAACACACACAUUGAGCUGGUGCCCUCUGACCCCUUCACUCGCACACUGCACCCUGACGACCUGCUGCCCUGCACGCACACACGCAUCAGCUAUAUGAACCUCUUGCCAUGGAGAGAACUGGAUUCAGACCCAAUCUGUGGAGCGGUCCCACGGCUGCAUCUGGGUUUCUCAGUGCUGUGCAAUUCUGCUGUGAUUUAUCAGUGUCCCACUGGAUACCUGCUCCAUGGAGCCACACACAUCACCUGUGACCCCAACACACACCAGUGGACCCCACAACCGCCCACCUGCCAAGAUAUUGAUGAGUGUUCCACAUCAUCUAUUUGCCCUCCACACCUGCAGUGUCUAAACACACCUGGAUCUUACACCUGCACAGAGCCUGUAGCUCCGCCCCUUUCUGCAUCCUCCAUAGUUGCAUCAGUGAUGUCAGUUCUAGGGGGCGUGGCCUUGAUAGUGCUUUUCCUCGCCUGCUACCAAAGAUUUUUCCUUCGUAGAGCCGAGUUGAAGCCAGAAUGCUGUCAGAGGAAAAGCUGAAAAUUGUUUAAAAAUGGGCUUAAAAACGGGCUUAACCGCAGUGUCAUUUUUUUUACACAGCUCAGCCCAAAUACUGAAUGCUCUGAAAGAAUGAAACGUGUUGAAACUUGCAAAUUAUCUUGAACAUGUUCUGUCACACUUUUCUUGUAAAAACAUUGUCUGCAGUAAAUCCUCCGUUUGCUUUGUUGAUAAAUACUUUACCCAUGUUAACAGAAAUUAUACACAUUUUUAAAAUGGGCAUAUUUAAAUGUAAUGUGAAUAUUUGUUCAAUAGAUAACGGAUCAUUUGUUAUGAUUUUUUUCUGAUUUGUUUUCUGCUGACUAAAAGCAGAUUUAACUAAUAUUUUUUACUAUGCAUUUUAACUUGUGUUCAGCACAGCCAAUAGAACUCAGGAUUGAGCUGUGACAUCAUCAUACAGAUAUGAAACCAUUGACAUGGCAUACAUAAAAGUUUCCAAGCUCAAAAUCAUAUGAAUUCAUAUUUGCAGUACGAGUAUUCCAGUUGUCUGGAAGGCAAGAUUGUAUAUUUGACCAAAGUGCUUUUUUAUACAUUUAUACCUGAUUUAUUAUAAAUAAAACUCACGAUACUAUAUAACGAGAUUACAAAAUGAUUCACAACAACAUAUUCGGAUUAUGUCUUUAAUAGACUGAAACCACACAAGGAGUGUAAAGGUCAUGUUUAUCAAAGCAGUUUAACGAACAAUGACACAUAAGCAGUAAAAGGCGAGUUAUACACAGUAAACACUUUGCUAUCAGACAUAAUGAUUGUCACUCAUGCAAUAAUUGUUACUAUCAGGAGAAUAAUACGGAGUGCCUGGCAUCAUGGUAGUAGUACCAUACGCCAUGUUUAAGAUGGCUUUGCAUCCAUACUCAAGCAUGUACAGUAAGUGUUGAUAGUGGCAAAAACAUAUUCAGAUUAAGUGAAAUAACUCAGAAAUCCACAUAGCAGUAUUAUAUUGAGAGACUGUAUAGAAAAGUUCUCUGGCACACAGGAAGAUUUUCCAUUGAAAGCUGCUGUGUGGUUAGUAAACUGUUUCUGUAAACAUAAAAUCAUUGAUGCACAAAGUGUUAGUGUUUUAUCGGCACUGUACACUAAACAAACGUGCAGUAACAAUGAGUUUUAGCACUGCAUAAGUCCAUGUCCACACUAAUAAGAUUUUCGCUUGAAAGUGCAACGAUUUUCAUUGUUUUCGACAUUUACGCCUCUCAACCACACUAGAACUGCGUUUACUUUCGAAAAUGCUCUCUAGUACCACUUGCUUUGUUUUUAGUUUUCAACUGAAACGUUUUAGUGUGGACGUGGCCUACUAAAAUUUGGACAAAUUCUAGAUCAUUAGAUUGGCUAAAGGAUUAGUUCACCCAAAAAUGAAAAUUCAGUCAUUGUUUACUCACCCUUGUGUUGUAACACUAUAUGACUUUCUUUCUUUUUCUGAACACAAAGGGAGAAAUUGUGAAAAAUGUUGUGCUCAGUGAUGUCAUACAA
Myxocyprinus asiaticus (Chinese sucker) is the source of this 4134-nucleotide messenger RNA. RefSeq names its product eosinophil peroxidase (gene epx). Bases 1 to 2652 code for a protein of 883 amino acids. Gene Ontology annotation, molecular function: heme binding; calcium ion binding; peroxidase activity. The transcript has 16 exons. Gene Ontology annotation, biological process: response to oxidative stress. The record is from RefSeq and is a predicted model, not a curated record. NCBI's taxonomy places the organism in Eukaryota, Metazoa, Chordata, Actinopteri, Cypriniformes, Catostomidae.